This is a messenger RNA of Phyllotreta striolata, 1137 nucleotides long. The record is from the annotation of a GenBank genome assembly. Lineage: Eukaryota; Metazoa; Arthropoda; Insecta; Coleoptera; Chrysomelidae.
AAAAUAUUUACACGAAAAAUGCUCUUUUAAAAAGUGCUCCAAAUUCACUGAAACUGAAACACAUCGAUCAUGUUCUAUUUACCUAAGGCGUUUAAAAUUAUCUGUGAAAAUGCCGGACAACACGUAACUAAUUUAAGUUCAACAGCCAACAGCAACCAUGUAAAAGUGACCGUCGUCGGAGCCGCAGGUAAAAUUGGAAGAGCUCUAGCGCUCAUGCUAAAGCAAUCCAUUCUAAUAGACGAACUGAGCCUGUACGACUUAAAAAACACAGCAGGCAUAGCAGCUGAAUUGAAUUGCAUUGAUACCACUUGCAAAGUUACCGGUUUAUGGGGGAGAAACCGUCUCGAAGACGCUCUAAAGGACUCGAAUUUAGUUGUAUCGUUGGCAUCGUCCCACAAAGAAGUCAGUUCCUCCAGCAACUGGUACCCUAACGCGAAAAUAAUCGAUGAAAUAGUCGAUAAAAUGCGCUUGUGCGCACCAACGGCCUGGCUGGCGAUCGGUACAAGUCCUAUCAACAGUACCGUACCAUUGGCGUGCAGAUUAUUAAAAAAGAAAGGAAUAUAUAAUCCGAACGGCGUGUUCGGCGUAACAACUUUAGACAUUGUCAGAGCGAAUACGUUCGCCGCUCAAGUACUGAACGUCGAUCCGGAAUCCAUACUAGUACCGGUAAUCGGUGGGGCUAGUAAAAAAACCGCGGUACCGAUCCUCAGCCACAUGAAACCGGCUUUUUAUAUACCCGAUGACGAAGCGAAAAAAAUAGCGACGGACGUGCAGUGCGCCCGGGACGCGCUCCAAUCGAGCGAGACGCCGCUGGCGAGCGCUUUCGCCUUCGCCCGCUUCAUCGUAUCGCUGGCGAAGGCGCUGAAGGGCUACAAGAACGUGGUCGAAACGGCCUACGUCCCUUCGGACGAGCACCCCGACGUGGAGUACCUGGCGACGCCGCUGUUGCUGAAGGAGGACGGCGUCGCCAAGAACCUGGGGGUGCCCGAAUUGACGGAGGCCGAGUACGAGAUGCUGGAUAGCGCGGUGGACCAAUUGGAUAGGGACGUUCGGGCCGGCGAGAAGAUGGCGCGCGCGAUGUAAAGCAGGGAGGUUCAAUGAAAUUUUUGUAAGUAAUAAAUAAAUAUGUAUAUUAUC